Messenger RNA from Hymenoscyphus albidus, 1746 nucleotides. The record is from the annotation of a GenBank genome assembly. Lineage: Eukaryota; Fungi; Ascomycota; Leotiomycetes; Helotiales; Helotiaceae.
AUGGAUCCCCAGGCUGGACCUACAGACAUAGAAAGACUGGUAGCAUACAAGAAAGACGUCCUAUUCGAUAACCGCCGAGAAUCUCGAAUUCGUGAAAGCGUCGAACACACAUUACAAUACUUCUCAAAUAGAAGCUCAAGAGUAGACAACAUGGACAGCCUUCCACAAGGACAACAAAACUACGGCGGUGGAAUACAACAAACGAGGUCGCCGGCUCCAGAAUACAACAACGUAGAUUACUCGAACCAGGCACAGAUUCCAUAUCCACAGAUGUCUCGAUCGCCGUCACAAACAAGAUAUAUGGAUUCGAGGGCAGGGUCGAUAUCAAAUCAAAAGAUGCAGUAUGAUAUGAUGGGUGGUCUCGGGCGAAACAAUUCAGUGGGAAGUCAAAAUGGGCACAACACACCAGGAGGACAUCUACCACCGCGUGGAGACCUAUCGAAAGAAGAGAAGGAAAUCCAAUUUUCAGACUUCGAUUCAGAUGCUGCCAGCUCACACGGCAGCGCCCACGGCCACGGUCACGGUAAAGACGCAACUCACGACCAUCACGGCCAUGCUAUACCGGUAAAUGGAAAGCUCGCUUUUAGAGAUCGGUUAAAGCAUUUUACUUUCGCCUGGUAUGCUUGGACUAUGGCUACUGGUGGUGUUGCUUUUACCAUGUCCGCCAUCCCUUUCCGAUUUACCGGUCUCACUGGCCUCGGAACUGCCAUGUUCAUUCUCAACUUAUUCUUCUUCACCGGUGUUACAUCCCUACUCACAGCUCGCUUCAUCCUACACCCCGGAACCCUAUACCAGUCUCUCGUUAACCCCCACGAAGGCUUCUUCAUGGCCACCUUUUGGCUCACUGUGGCAACAAUGAUCACCAACUCAACUGCGUACGGAAUUCCAAACUCAGGCCCUUGGCUCGUAGAGGCUCUCAGAAUCGCUUUCUGGGUCUACACUGUACUGGUCUCAAUUGUCGCCGUCGCAUAUUACCACGUCCUGUUCACAGUAAAGGCUCUUGUCAUCACCAACGUCCUUCCCGGAUGGAUCUUGCCAAUUUUCCCUGCCAUGUUGGUAGGUACACUUGCCUCAGCCAUCGCCAAGUCACAAACUGCAGAACACGCCCUCCCUAUGCUUAUUUGCGGUCUCUCAUACCAGGGAUUGGGUAUGAUGUUGGCUCUUAUGAUGUACCCAAUCUACUUUGGACGUCUCAUGACUUCUGGUCUUCCUGCCGAUCAAUCGAGACCAGCCAUGUAUAUUGCUGUUGGACCUCCAUCUUUCACAGCCCUCGCUUUGAUUGGUAUGGCUCAGGAUGUCAAGAUUACAAAGAUCUUCUCAACAUAUUUGAAGCUUCCUAACAUUGACAACCCUGGAAUGAUUGAGGAUCUCUUCCAACUCUUGGCCCUCCUCGCCGCCAUUGCUCUCUGGGUAUUUGCCGCUUGGUGUUUCUGUAUCGCCAUUGUUGCUAUGUUUGAGGCCAUCCACCGAAACAAUUUCCAUCUCAACUGGUACGCCAAAGUUUUCCCUAACGUGGGAUUUACUCUUGCUACAAUCAAUAUCGGUAAGUCCACUCAAUCUUUCAAGCAUAUGGCACAUACUAAUUUUCCUACAGGUACCCGAUUAAACUCUUCAGCCAUUUUGAUGGUUGGAACGGCCAUGGCCGUCAUGCUUUUCUUUGCUUAUCUACUUGUAUUCUUCUGUCAUAUUAAGGCAGUAAUUAAACAUGAUAUCAUGUGGCCAGGAAAGGACGAGGACGCUCACUGA